Molecule: messenger RNA, 954 nt
Organism: Metarhizium album ARSEF 1941
Lineage: Eukaryota; Fungi; Ascomycota; Sordariomycetes; Hypocreales; Clavicipitaceae
Product: UBA/TS-N domain containing protein
Exons: 4
Coding region: 1-954 (317 amino acids)
Molecular function (GO): protein binding
Source: RefSeq, a predicted model, not a curated record
AUGCCGUCAGAUCUGGAGGCUCUCACGGAGAUGGGCUUUGACAAGGCCCGGGCCGAAAUUGCAGUCAAAAAGAGCGGUGGCCUCCAGGGAGCGCUGCAAUGGCUAGAGGACAACCAGGACAAGUCCCUGGACGAAAUCAGAGCCGAGGAGGCCGGCAAAGCGGGCGAGGACGGCGAGGACGGCGAGGACGAUGCCGAGACCAAGGCCGAGAUUGCAGAGCUUGAGACGGGCCAAGCUCGCUCGCUCAUUUGCAACGAGUGUGGCAAGAAGUUCCGCAACCACGACCUUGCCACGUUCCACGCUACCAAGACAGAGCACACGGAUUUUUCAGAGUCAACCGAGGAGCUCGCCCCUUUGACAGAGGAGGAGAAAAAGGCCAAGCUCGAGCAACUCCGUGAACGUCUCAAGGCUAAACGUGCCGCUCAGUCCGUCCAGGACAAGGAAGAUGCCAAGCGCAAUGAGAGAAUCCGGCAAAAGUCUACCAAGGAGAGCCAGGAUCUGAAAGAAGAGCUCGCGCGCAAGGAGCAGAUCAAAGAGGCGGCCCGCAAGCGCCAGGAGAAGCAAGACGACAUCGAGGCCAAGAAGCGCAUCAAGGCCAGGAUUGAAGCCGACAAGGCCGAGCGACAGCGCAAGGCUGAAGAAGCCAGGGCCGCAAGAGAAGGAAGGGCUCCCGACGCCGCUGCCAGUGCUCCCGCCGCAGCGCCGCCAAAGCCAAAGCCCGACCACAACACGGCCAGACUGAGAUUGCAGACGCCCAGUGGCAACCUGAUGAAGACGCUGCCGGCGGAGACGACUCUCUUCGAGUUGGCCCAGAUGGUGCAGGGCGAGACGGGGCUGGCCGUGACGAGCUUCUCUACCACCUUUCCGAGGCACACGUUUACCGGAGAUUUGGACAUGUCCAAAACGUUGAAGGAGGCCGGCUUUGUGCCGUCCUCAGUCCUGAUUGUGCAGUGA